Molecule: messenger RNA, 5682 nt
Organism: Ogataea angusta
Lineage: Eukaryota; Fungi; Ascomycota; Pichiomycetes; Pichiales; Pichiaceae
Exons: 1
Coding region: 1-5682 (1893 amino acids)
Biological process (GO): DNA repair
Molecular function (GO): protein binding; protein serine/threonine kinase activity
Source: RefSeq, a predicted model, not a curated record
AUGGCGGUCGAUAUCUUCGAUAUGAACGGCCCGCACGGCGUGUGUGCAGAGAGUUUGCAGUUUUGGCGCGCGAUGCUCGAUUUCUGCCAGCCUGCCGUGGACGAGCUAAAAAACUAUUUUCCGGAGAAUAAGCGGCGGCUGCGCAGCACCGUCGUCGACUGGGUGCUGCACAAGGGCUUCCAGCCGGCGACGGUCGACGACGCGCGGGCGAUGGCGGACUUCUUGAGAGAAAAUGCAGAUUUGGGCCACAAGCUUGCCGAGCUGGAGACGGCGCUGCGCGGGUGGCUGCGCGAGAUGCGGCCGUCGCGCGAGGCGGUGUGCUGGGCGCUGCUGCUGUGCGACUUGGGAGCGGCGGACGAGCGGUGUUUGGUGUACGAGCCGGCGCUCGUUGUGAACUGUGCCGCCACGCUCGGCGUGGCUCCGCAGCCUGUUUUCUCGCUGGAGGGAGAGCCGGUGGACAAACUGCUGCUGGCUAUCAACAGCGGGCAGGACCAGGCUGAUGGAUGUUUGGCAGCUCUGGCCGCGCAGCUCGCUCCUGCCGAGCUGCUGCGUGUGUGCGAAAAAAUCGCAGAAAAGAAUAUAUUUAUUGCGGCCCCCGACUUGUUGAUUCCCCUGGUCACCGCGCACGAGACGAAAACGCAGGAGCGCACGGUCGUGGCCCUGUGCCGGCUGCUGGAGCCCCACGUCGGCGUGUGGGCGCGCUCAGAUGCGUAUGCACACCUCUCUGAUAUUUACGGGUACCUGCUACAGCUGGACGAAAAAAGGCUCGUUUGCACGCGGCUGGCAAAGUUCCAUGUGCUCAGGCUGUGCAUCCGGGUGUACACGGAAACGAGGAGCCAGGAGGAACUGGCGCAGAUCGUGCGCUCGUUCACGCAGAGCAGCUGCUACGUGCGGCUGGACGUGGCUCCGUUUCUGGCUGGCGUGCUGGAGCUUAAUUUCGAUCUGCUCGCGACGCUGCUGGCGACGUUCGAGCCGCAGCGGUCGGCAGAGGCCGCGCGCGUGUUCUGCCGGUUCUGCGCCGCCGUCAGCGCGCGGUCCACGGCCGCCGGGCUGGCGUGUUUCUGCAACCUGCUGGACCUGUGCACGUUCGAGAACGUGGCGAGCCUGCUGCCAGAAACGCUGGCCGAACUGGCGCACGGCUGCGCGGGGCCACGCGCGUUUCUGGAAAAAUACAAGCUCCCCAUCGUCAAGGUCUGGAUGGGGUUUGGCCGGUCUGUGCUUGCGUUUCCGAGCGGGCUCUUUUCGCUCGACACGCGGCAGUUUCUGCAGCUCGUGGGCGCGGAGGUGGCGGCGAUGUGUCUUGCCUAUGGCGGGUCCGGGCUGAUUGCGCGCGUGGCCGCCGUUUCAGAGCGUACCCCGGCCGAGCUCGUGCGCGAUGCGGUGUCGCUUGCGGUGGCUCUUGCCUGGACGAAAAAUGGUUACAGACAAAAAAUAUUUGCCAGACUGGAGCAGCACUGCGCAGGCGAGCUUGAGCGCCAGAAAUGUCUUGUUCUCGACCGUGUCGUGGAACUCAGUGGGAGCGAGUUUGCGCAGUUUGAUCUGCAAAUCGAAGACGCGGUGGCAGAGCUGUUUGAGAUGGUAGCAGGCCCUGUGAACGACGAACUGGUGCACUUUCUGUGUAUGCGCGCGCUCGCACGGCUGUGUGCCGCUCCGGCCAACGAACAGGCCGCGCAGCUCGCGCGUUUUGAAACUCUAGUCCAGGACUGUCUCAAACUGAAUAUUCCGGCUUCCCUCUGCAAAAUAUACAUUCCCGUCGUUUGCAGGUACAGCAUUACCGUGGCAGCCGCGCUGGCGAACGCGGGGAAGGACCAGUACGAACUAUGGGCGCCGGUGCUCGCCCAGGCGCUGCAGGAACGCAGCGAGCUCAGCAAAUGGCUCUAUAAAAACAGAGACAGGUUCGAGGGCGACGGCGCGGAAACGGAGCUUCUCCGGACGGCGAUUGCGGUUCUGGCCGGCCGGCGGUGCCGGCUGGACGCCGACGACGUGCUGGGCGUGCUGGCGGCACGCAGAGACAAACCAACGGUGCAGCUGCUGUCUGCGCUGAUGGAGAGACUGGAAAUUCCGUCAGCUGCAGCGUGCACCCCAGAAACUGCCGCGGGCCUCUACGCCGUGCUGGAAAUGGGCGUGGCGGACAACCUGCGCAGGUUCGUCGCGUGCUGUCUGGCGCGCACCUACGAGCAAACGGGCUUCAACCCAGCCACAGAAAUUCCCGAGUUCGACCGCCGUGCGUUUGGUCACGUGACCGGGAGCAGGAUGGACCUGCGCUGGCUGCUGGACGUUUUGCGGCCGCAGCUGGCCUCUGUGCCGGCCCGGUUUGCGUAUCUCUGUGUGUGUGGUGUUCUGCGUGCCCAGAACCUGGAUUAUGUUUCUGAGGAGCCCGUGUGGCGGCUUGACGGUGUUGUCUGGCGACUUUUGGACACCACGCCGCCAAUCAGCGUCGAUAUCGAAAACCCGGCCUCCUGGGCCGUCGAAACGUUCCGCCGUGAUGUUCUGCUCACGCUGAUGGCCAUGCGGCCGGGCCCCGUCGCCUUGGCCCUGCGUGCUCUUAUCUUCCAUGACCAAACAGCAUUCAGCCACGUCCUGCUGUAUCUCCUCGACAGCGACAAAACCAUGGGCCCUGUCAUUUCCAAUUUGCUCUGCGCCGUCUUUUCCAGGCCGUCUGCCCCCUGCAUUACCAAGGAAUUCACCGAGUUCGUGCUGCUGCUGCGUGCUGCCACGAUCCGCGAAAAUAAAUCGUGUUUGCGCCUGUACGCCCAGCUGGACCUCGAAAAAGUGUACAAGGCAGCCGCGCCGCUGGCUCCGCGCGCCGCACUCAUGCUCAUGGAGGAGCACUGCACCAGCGGGCGCGGCAAGGACUGGCGCACAGAGCACGAGUGGCUGUACAGGACGUACGCUGCGCUGGACGAAAAAGACCUCUUCUUUGGACUGCCCCUGCGCUCCAGCUGGGACUACGGCGUCGAUAGACUGCACUGGACAGACAACACGGGCGGGAGACUUAUGUUUGACAACGCCAGGUACAACGAGCUGCACGAGCCGCGCCAGCUGGUGGCGUCCUUGUUUGAUACAGGGUACGAUAGACUCUCGAGCCUUCUGGGCGGCCAGACGGCGACGCUGUCGUACGAGCAGCUGUGGAAACUGGGCGAAUGGAAACUGCCGACGCCUGCGGUGAGCGACAAACACACGGCGAUGUACUCGCUGCUGAAAGACGCACCGAGAGGGGCCGCUGAGCGCGCCGCGCACUUGGAAGCCAGGUUCGGCGACCUGGCGCGGCAGUUUGACGCUUUUCGGGAUCUCAGGCGCGCCCGCGAGUGGAUCGUCACGCUGGCGACGUUUGCGGCCGUACAGCAGCCGCGCUGCGACUCGUGGCUGGCCCGCACGUCGCCGUUCGAGAUCGCCGCCGAUCUGUACCAGGCGCGCACGGGGCUCUGGUCACGUGACCAGAGCCUCGACCUAGCCGUGGAUCUGCACCGGUACGCGGAGCUGUGUCGCGGGAGCGGGCGGGAGCAGCACGCGACGAACGCGGCUGUGCGUCUGGCGCGGCUGGGCGAGCAGGCAGGCGCGGGCACGGACGUGUGGGUGCUGUCGCAGUACAACGUGGCGGCGUCGUUCUGGACGCAGCACGAGACGAGCUAUGCGCUGGAGACGCUGCGGACGGCGUUGGCGCAUGUGUCUGUCAACGGCGAGCUGCCGCGGGGGCUUUUGCUGGCGAAACUGGUGCAAUGGUCGUACGAAUCGCGGCAGGAGACGGCCGACCGGCUGAUGAGCGAGUACGUGGAGACAGAAACGUGGGGGCAAGGCCAGGAGACGCAGCUGGCGCAGAUGUACCACAUUCUGGCCGAGUUUUGCGACGCUCAGGUGCGUGGGGGCGAGCUGGACCGGCAGAUCGAGAAGCUGGCGGCGGCGGUGGCGCAGCGGGAGCACGACCUUGCCGAGCUGAAGAAGUACGGCUCGAGCGCAGGUCGCGACGAGGCGCGGCGGAAAAAUGCGCGGCGCGCACACCAGAGGCUGCGUGUGCAGCAGGACGCGGAGCAGGAAGAGCUGGUGGGCGCGCGGCGCAACAAGACGCGGUAUUUGGGACGGGCCAUUGAUUUUUAUGUGCGUGCGGCGGUCGCCAACGACAACUGCGUCGACCGCAACGUGGACCGGCUGUGUGCUCUGUGGCUUGCGUACACGGACGUGGACGUGGGGGCGGGGCUGCACGACAUCGAGAAACACAAGUUUGUGCCGUGGCUGAACCAGCUCACGUCGCGGCUCGCGAGCCAGGCGAGCCGGUUCCAGCGCACGCUGCAACGGCUGGUGUUUGAGAUCUGUGUGCAGCACCCGUACGAUGGGAUGUACCUGCUACAAUCGCUGAUGCUGAGCGGGCGGGACAGCGCGGACGAGGCGUCUGUUGGACGCGGCGAGGCCGCGCGCAGCGUGUGGUCGCGGCUGCUGGCGUCGGAUGCUCGCGAAACUGCUACCAAAGUGGAGGCGAUGGCCACGGCGUGCGUGGAGCUCGCGAACCGCGACUUGCGUGGGGCAAAAUACACAGAUGUGGGGGGUUGGUGGGUGCGCACGCUGCCGGGGCUGCAAAUGCCUGUGCCGACCGUGCAGCGCCGCGAGACAAGUCGGGGCUACGAUACCGGCCAGUACGUCGUCCAGGUGGCCCCCACGGCCAAAAUCGCGGCUUCUGGGCUGAGCCUGCCCAAGAUUGUCAAGGUGGUGCUGGCAUCGGGCGAGACGCACCGGAUGAUCCUCAAGGGCGGGUCCGACGACCUGCGCCAGGACAGUAUCAUGGAGCAGGUGUUUGGGAAGGUGAACGUGCUGCUUGCGCAGGACGCGCGCGCUCGGAGGCGGCAGCUGCGUGUGCGUACGUACAAAGUUGUGCCGCUGGGCCCCCGGUCCGGCGCAAUCGAGUUUGUGUCGAACUCUGCCUCGCUGGACGAGCUGCUUCGUGGGUUGCAUGCGAGGGACAAGUUACGUGCGGACCGCGCCCGCGCAAGGAUGAAGAGUGCCCAGGAGCAUUCCCCCGCGCACCGCGUGGCGGUUUACAUGGACAUCUGCGAGCAGGUGCGGCCGUGCUUCCGCCAUUUUUUCUUCAACAACUACGCCGCCCCAGACGGCUGGUUCGAGGCGCGCCUGGUGUACAGCCGUGGGCUGGCGACGACCAGCAUUGUGGGUCAUGUGCUCGGGCUCGGCGACCGCCAUUGCAACAACAUCCUCGUCGACAAAGUCUCGGCCGAGCCGAUCCACAUCGACCUGGGCGUGGCGUUCGACCAGGGCCGUGCGUUUCCCGUGCCAGAGAUCGUGCCGUUUCGGCUGACAAGAGAUCUGAUGGACGGGCUAGGCGUGACGGGCACGGCGGGCGUGUUUAGCCGCAGCUGUGAGAACGUGUUUGGCGUGCUGCGUGCCAACUCCACGCACAUUAGCGACAUUCUCGACGUGCUCAAAUACGACCCACUUUACUCGUGGACGGUGUCUCCUGUGCGGGUGCGACGGGUGCAGGAAGAGUGGGGGGGAGACUGGGAUGAGGCUGCACGCCGCGACGUGGGGUCGGAGGCCAGCAUGGCGAUCGGCGGCGUGCUACGCAAACUACAGGCGCGCGGGCUCAGCGAGGAGGCCGUGGUGCGCGAGCUCGUGCGCCAGGCCACCGACAGCCGCAACCUGGCGUUGAUGUAUGCUGGCUGGGCGCCGUUCUUGUAA